This is a messenger RNA of Kockovaella imperatae, 1029 nucleotides long. RefSeq lists its product as hypothetical. Bases 318 to 902 code for a protein of 194 amino acids. The record is from RefSeq and is a predicted model, not a curated record. The transcript has a single exon. Lineage: Eukaryota; Fungi; Basidiomycota; Tremellomycetes; Tremellales; Cuniculitremaceae.
AGGUACUGGGGUGACGCCCACCGGAAGUAGAGGCGUGGCAGGCAGACUCCGAGACAGGGGUGGGAGUAUCUUCGAUGUUGCAACAGCCGAUCCUUUGUCGCGAGAACGAUACGCCUACUCUCCCCUACCUAUCCUCUCCUCCUGCCGCGGUUCUCAUCCCUCCCCUCGCCUCCAUCCUGUCCUUUCUCCGAAGUCCCACAUGAUCAGUGGAGGUUAUGAGGGAAGAAAUAUAUAAAUUCGCGACAUCCAAAGACACAUACCAGUCAUCAACAAGUACCUGAUACUCAGCUGACCAGUUGACGCCAAGAUACACAAGCAUGUCGUCAAAACGAGCCGAAACUGACACAUUUGACGCCUCGACAAGCAUGACGUUCAACGCAGCCGUGAAGAGCUUCGAGUCGUGCCUCAGGAUCGCUGGUACCAUCCAUGAUGACGCCACCAAGCGCACUAUUACUGACGAUAGUGAACUCGGCCGUGGGUCUGCGGAGAGAAAUCUUGACAUGUAUAUUCACGGACAACACACCCGGCAGGAGUUGGUCAAGAUCAUCGGGAGGAGUUCCAAGACUCUCAAAACCCAUGCUGAAUCUCGAAGGGCCAAGCUGACCGAAGGGGACGGUGAUCGAGACAAGCUGGAUGAGAUUAUAGGAGAGAUCAAUCCCGUGGUCGUGGCUGCGUCUGAAUCUGUGAGUCCUGAGAGGAACAAAAGGAAGCCUGGCAUCGGUCCUGUCACUGACCAGGACAACAUCAGGCCACCACAUCGUGAUUGUGAGAGGCGCCUGGGGAAGAGGAGGGCCAAACACACGAGGAGCUGGCGGCGUGAGGUCCGUCAGACCCACCGGGCGACGUUUAGGCGGACUAGAUUUAGCGAUGUAGAAUGCUGGCAAAUGCAUCGGAUCGCGUGAGAUAACUCGCUUCCGUUAGAGAGAGAUUCAAGAUUCCUUUUGAAAGACAAGUCGCCUGUGACAGAUGAUUUUCGAAGAUUUCAUCCGCUUGCGAGAGAAGCGUGACCAGGUAAGAGCGUUAGGAAAA